Messenger RNA from Dendronephthya gigantea, 1916 nucleotides. RefSeq lists its product as uncharacterized. Lineage: Eukaryota; Metazoa; Cnidaria; Anthozoa; Malacalcyonacea; Nephtheidae. The record is from RefSeq and is a predicted model, not a curated record. Bases 494 to 1855 code for a protein of 453 amino acids. The transcript is spliced from 8 exons.
AGAUCUUUGACCAUCACUACCAGUCUGCCUGACUCUGCCAUUACCAACAACCUUGCGUGACAAGCUUUCUGCUAGAACAAUCUGCCUUCCAUUAAAACAUUGAGUGGGGACCAUUUGGUUAAUAUGUAUAUAGGUUUAUGUGUACAUAAAUAUUAUGCAAAUAGCGUUGUUACCCGAUGCUGACAAAUACAAUCUGCCUUUGAGUGGACGAUUUCCGUGUGAACUUUGUUAGUGAAUUGACCGAAUGACUUGGGAGUCUGUCGAGAACUUUUGGUAAGGUGAAUAACUGAAAGGGGAGAAUUAUUGCUAGACAAAUUAAACAGACCGGUCCAUAGCGAUAUAUUCUGUAUUGUAAAGCUGUGGUAAAAAGAACGGAGAACGCUGCUGUAUAUGACACUAGACGCAGGUGCUCUUGUCAGUGUAGUUGGAUGCUGUUAAACCCAAACGAUAUGCCUACUGCGUUGGUUUUUCUCGAUCAAGAAUAUUGACGUAAAUGUCUGAAAAGCAAUCUUGCAGUCCCAGCUUAAUGCUGUCACCGCAUACCUCGGAUGUUCGUCUUUACGAGCGAGUUCGACUUCAGAGUUUCCAAAGCUUGCUCAGUGCAUCCCCUGCAGGGCGCUUUCGUUCACCAACAAGACAUCCGCGGGUCAUACUUGAAGAUCUACUAAAAGCAGAGGUGUUGUCGACGCAGCUUGUAUUGGCUAUUGAAGACCUUGUCAAAAGUUUGUUGUCAAUGAUGGAUUCUUGCAAGGAGAAUGGAGAGGAUUAUGGGAUGUCCAGUACCACAGAAGAUGAAUCAAUCAGGAGUUUUCGUAGUGCGUUAGUUCAGAGUGCAAACACUUUAGACGAACUCACGAAAUUACAGAUUUCAGAGAACGGCAGGGAUGUGAAUGAUCCACAAACCACAGAGAAUGGUGGCUUGUUUGUAAACACUGCUUCAGUGGUUGAACAUCACGAAACAAAUGAUGGUAACCAUACGAUCAACCAACCCAGAUUUGGCAAGAUCUUGUCUUCGGGUAGUGACAGUACAACGCCAAAAUCAUCGUCUCUCUCAGCAAGAGAGAGUGAAUUCAGUAGUACGUCCCCGUCAGACGUCACGAUAGCCUGCGAUGAACACGAUGUGAGCGGACGAGAUGAGAAUGGAAAUCAUGUUGCUUUCUUGCAUGAAGCCGUCAAAACGCUUCGAAAUGAAGUCCAGGAAUUGCAGGCGAAACACGAGAUGCAGUUCAUAACUUUUGCCAGUAAAUUUAUAGAGCUUGAUGAAGACGAGCGUCCCUCUACGAGAAACAUUCUUGAAAAGAUAAUGCAAAAGUUAUCUCCACAAGAUCAGAAUUGGACGUUUCAUGGAAGGCUUGACGAAGCAGAAAUGGAACAUCUUUUCUACUUUGUCUUGCUGCAAAAAACGCUUAAAUCUUGUCUUGCAGUCAUGAACACCCCAGAAGCCAGAGAAUUUAAUAGAAAACCAGAGAACAUACGAGUUCGUGAAAAUAGACCCAAUCGAAGAGAUCUCAUUCCAUCUUCAAGCAAUGCUAAUGGACCGGUUUGUGUAAAUUGUCGCCGAUCUUUGAGAGAUCGUGACAGCGCUGAUGAAACUGAUCCUGAAAAUGUCAAAGAAAAGUAUCAAACUUAUGGUGAAAGUAAGACGCUGCUGAAUGUCCCCAAAAGCGAAAUACAAUACAACAGUUCAGACAGUAAUGAAGAGCCUGUCCUCAAUGGCUUAACUAAAUCAUCUUUGAAAAGACCGCACGAUUUUGAAUUUGAACAGCAAAGCAAAAAAAGAAAGAAAGGAAAGAAUUUGUUCUCUUGUUUCAGUACGAAGUGGUUAAGAAAUAACAGACGAUCCAAAAAGCUUUAGAGAUCAUUGGGAAAAAAGAAAAAUAAUGAAAAAUAUGUUAAAUUAUAUAUGAAUAUAAAAU